AUGUCUGGCGCCAUGCACGGCAAACCCAAGUCGAAGGACUCCGUCCUAGACCUCUGCACAAGGGCUACCCUCCUUGGAAACAGCAUCUCGGUACGCAUGCUCGAGUUUCUCACCACCGUCAAGCACCAGCCACAUGGUUUCCGGACGCUCGCCAAUGACUUCCUCGACAUCUGCCGGAUCCUCUGGUCCAUCGAGGCGGGUCUCUCGGAGGCGUCCCGCGCCGACCAGGAGUUCCCAGCAGACAUGAUAAUGGAACUCGAGGGCAAGUUCCGCCAGACCAACAACGAUUUCCAAGCCCUCGACCACAUGAUGUUCGAAUUCCUCGAGUACGAGAGGAAGGGCACCGUGGGCAAGUUUCAGCGCGGCUGGCGCAUGAUGUUCGUCGACAAGGAGGUGAACAAGACGAGAGAAUCAAUUCGUAGGGCCAAGGAAGCACUGAGGAUGAGCGCCCUCAUCUUCCAAUGGUCCAUGGGGGAUACAAAGACUGAUGAUGUCCCUGGCGAAGGCUAUGUUGGUCUUGCCGCUGCUCUGGACCGCAUGGGCGACCAGAACCCGACAGCGAGGAUAGCUAGAGCCAAGUCUUUUGAAGCUCAGUCUGCGCCGCCACCCCGUCGUUCAGACCCGCCCACUGUUCCCCUUCCUCCGAUCCCUAAAGCACUCUCGCAGACUUCCCACAACACUUCUCCUUCUUUGAUAGAGAAGAUGUCGGCAGAACUGGCCCUCCAUGAGUUGAGGAUGACCCCAGAGCCACGACGCCCUGGAUCUAUUUCCAACAAAAGUCACCAUAGCUCCUCGGAGAACGGACACCAUUCCAGAAUCCCCGAUCGCAGGCUUGGCCGCGAUGAUACCAUCAUCUCAGAGCACGGCGAAUACGAACGUCACACAAGCUCAAGAAUACAAACUGAGAGGAGGCCAGGGCCCGAUGAUUAUACCAUCUCGGACCGUGGAGUCCUCCGGGAGGACCGCACGAUAUCACACUCGUCUUCAGGCACAGAAACAUUGAUAGGAGAGCUGCAGAGCGCCGCCGACUGCCUCCCGACCAAGGUUGUCCGCUUGAGGGCCGACCCCAUGACGAUGCCACGCUGGACCCCGCGCCACCCCGCUAACAACAACCCGGCUCUCAAGGCGUCUCUCAUUUCUGCCGUUCAGACGAAGAACCACAAGGUCCUGGAGCAACUGCUAGACCGAGGCGUUUCGCCCGAGACCGGACCAAACCAGCACGUCCUCGUUGACUCUGUCUUGUCCCAGGACCACGAAAGCAUCCGCCUGCUUCUUCUGUUUGGCGCCGACCCUAACUCGAUGGACAAGGACGGUAUCACACCCCUCUUCGCCGCGGUGGAGACGAACGCCCCCGAGAUCGCCAAAUUGCUUCUCAAGUACGGUGCGGAUCCCAAUUUGUCUGCCGGGUCCGCGCUAGAGUCCCCCCUCGCCAUCGCCGUCAUCGAUGUCAAGAUCGAUUUCGUCCACCUGCUGCUCACAUACGGCGGCGACCCAAACCACAUCAUGGCGAAUGGCAACACUGUUCUGAUUGCCUCCAUGACCAAGUCGACCCCCAAGAAGUUGGUGGACGUUAUGCUGGAGUACGGGUCCGACCCCAACGUCAAGAACAGUGAGGGCAAGACCGCUCUGUUCGAGGCCAUUAUGGCCGGGCGAGUAGACCUUGUCACUGCUCUUCUGGACCACGGAGCUGACCCUAACCUUCCUGGUCCGAAGCACAUGCUCUGGCCCGCCACCUACCAGGCUCCCUGCUUGAAGGUCCUUCUCGCCCGUGGCGCCGACAACAAAAAGGCGCCUGGCAACAUGGAGCUUGCCGUCAGUAUCAACAACAUCGAGUCCGUUCGCGUGCUGCUCGCUGCCGGCGUGUCCCCUAAUAUCAAGAAGGACGGCAUCUACACGCCCCUCUGCACGGCCAUCCGCGACAACCGCGCAGACAUCCUCGAGCUUCUCUUGCAGAAUGGAGCCGACCCCAACCUCAACUCGGCCGAGUACCCCGCGUUCAAGUGUGUGACGCAUUUCCGCACGCACUUCCUCCCCCGACUCGUUGCGGCUGGCAACGACCUUCACAAGCCGAAGGGCAUCAUCGAGAAGGCCGUCAAGGUCAACAACAUGGAGGCCCUUAUGUGGCUUCUUGACCAGGGCGUGAGUCCCAACGAAAAGGGCGAGGAUGGCAACACUCCCCUGACGACGGCCAUCAGGGAGAACCGCAUAGAGAUGCUCGACGAGCUCGUCGCCCACGGGGCGGACCCCAACGUCCGCGGCACCGACUGGCCCAUUGUCAUGUCCGUCCAACGCCCGGAAGUCCUCAGGAAGCUACUCCCCGCCGUCGCGGAUCCUCGCUCGUUCAAGGGCCUGAUGGAACGUGCUGUCGUCGCGAACAAGCUUGAGAGCGUCAAGCUUCUCAUUCAGGCUGGCGUCUCGGUUGAGGACAAAAACGGCGGCGUCUUCUCGCCGCUGACAUCAGCCAUCCGCGAGGAUAAUAAGGAGAUCACGCGCUUCCUCAUUGAGGAGGGCGGCGCCGACAUCAACGCCCCCGGUGAGCACCUGCCCAUCGUCAAGGCCGUGCGCCGGUGCCGCGGCGAUGACUUUGAGAUCAUCGAGAUGCUCCUCCGCAAUGGCGCCGACGUCAACAAACUGUACCGCGGGUGGAACGCCAUUAUGCAGGCCGUCGAGAACGGCGAUGCCAAGGUGCUCAAGCUCCUGGUAGACGCCGGCGGCGUCGACCUCGACGCGAAGGACGAUGCCGGGCGCUCCAUCAUGGAGAUCGCAGCCGGCCGUGGCUGGGAGGAGGCCGUCGGCAUCAUUCUCAUGGGCAGUAAGAGCUCCUUCUAA
Colletotrichum navitas is the source of this 2829-nucleotide messenger RNA. Its product is annotated as ankyrin repeat-containing domain protein. Gene Ontology annotation, molecular function: protein binding. Lineage: Eukaryota; Fungi; Ascomycota; Sordariomycetes; Glomerellales; Glomerellaceae. Bases 1 to 2829 code for a protein of 942 amino acids. The record is from RefSeq and is a predicted model, not a curated record. The transcript has a single exon.